UCAUGGAAGCUGCCAUCUGUACCAUUGUUACCCAGUUCAAGACUCACGCUGGGAAAGAUGGGUCCUCCAGCACCCUGAGCAAAGAUGAAUUCCAAAACCUGGUGACCUCCCAGCUGCCCAACUAUGUCAAGAACGCCAGCGAUCCGGGGGCCAUCGAGCAGCUCAUGGGCUCGCUGGAUGAAAACAACGACGGGGAGCUGAAUUUCUCAGAGUUCUGGCAGCUGAUGGGAAAGCUGGCGAGCGAACAGGGAGGCUUCGGCCAGUAGAGGGGCAGCCCGCCUCCGUCUGUCAAGUGUGGGCUUUGAGCAACGCCAAUCAAACCCAAUUAAAACUGUCAAACUGUAAAAUCAAAAGGAUUCGAAUGCUUUCAUCACCCCACCGGUGCCACAUGUG
Messenger RNA from Pseudoliparis swirei, 393 nucleotides. It is a transcript of the gene s100a11, whose product is annotated as S100 calcium binding protein A11. The record is from RefSeq and is a predicted model, not a curated record. Gene Ontology annotation, molecular function: calcium ion binding; transition metal ion binding. The transcript has 2 exons. Gene Ontology annotation, cellular component: perinuclear region of cytoplasm. The coding region runs from base 3 to 266 and encodes 87 amino acids. NCBI's taxonomy places the organism in Eukaryota, Metazoa, Chordata, Actinopteri, Perciformes, Liparidae.